AUCCCGGCGUUCCGGCCAGCCUGUUUUCCAGGCGAGGAAAUAUUUAACCGCGGCGUCAGCGGGCAGGGCAGGCGGGCGCAGGAAUGGAGGGAGGCGGGCAGCAGCCGGUCCCUGCUGUCCCCUCGGGCCAGCCGCAGGGUGACCAUCUCCAGCUCCUGCUGCGCCGCAGCCGGGAGGCCAAAAAAUGCGCUUACUGUCCCUACAGCCAGUUCCCGGUGGGAGCCGCGCUGCUCACCACCGGCGGGCAGAUCUUCUCGGGGUGCAACGUGGAGAACGCCUGCCACAGCCUGGGGGUGUGUGCGGAGCGCACCGCCAUCCAAAAAGCCAUCUCGGAGGGGCACACCAGCUUCAAAGCCAUGGCCAUCGCCAGUGACAUGGGGGACCAGUUCAUCGUGCCCUGUGGCGCCUGCAGACAAGUGAUGAGAGAGUUUGGCACAGACUGGGAUGUCUACUUGACCAAAGCAGAUGGCACCUACAUUGUCAAGAGGCUGGAGGAGCUGCUGCCACUCUCCUUUGGCCCUGAGGACCUGAAAAGGGUCUGAGCAGCGUGGCCACCACCAGCCUUUGCCCUUAGGCACAGGUGACAAUGGUUCUCCCCAAUUUCCUCAGCCUGUAAGCAACUUUUUGGGAACAACACAUGGGGAAAUGUGUUUAUACUGUUAAGUUGCCUGUUCCUCUGGUUCAUCUUCUGAUUCAGUGUUGAUUCGCAGACUGCAGCUCCACCUUGUCCCAAGGAAAUGGAAAACUCAAAUGGUAGAAAUUCCCUGUUAUUAAGUAAAAAAGCGUCCAGACAUCCCUGUAGGCAAGGGAGGGCAUGGGUUUGAUGCACAGCUCAAACAGGCUUUGAUACAGAAACCACUCCUGAAUAAUGCAAAAUCAUUGCUUGGGAAAGUGCUGGAUCCUUCAGCUCUGAAGAGAAGCAAAAGCAAGAAGGAAAAGGUCCAUCAACCCCAGAAGUAAUUAGUAAUUAGUAAACCAAUCCAGAUUAGGUGGAUUGUUGGAACAGGAUGUUUAUCACACUGAGCGUGUCCUUUGCUCGUUUCUCCCCAGCUUGUUUUCCUUGCUUUUAUUCUGUUUGGGGUGAAGAAGAGGACAAGGUGUUUUUGGGGACUUCUGGGGGGUUUUGUGCCUCCAGGGUAAUGCCACUUGUUGAUCAAUAUUAUAUUGAUUUGUAAUAUAAUAAAAUAAUUCAUUACAUUUCCCACCCAGUGCUGGGUUGAGCAUUUCUGCCAUGCCCAAGUGAAAUAAAAGCCCUUCUGGUUUA
This is a messenger RNA of Oenanthe melanoleuca, 1264 nucleotides long. RefSeq names its product cytidine deaminase (gene CDA). Gene Ontology annotation, cellular component: cytosol. The record is from RefSeq and is a predicted model, not a curated record. The transcript is spliced from 4 exons. Lineage: Eukaryota; Metazoa; Chordata; Aves; Passeriformes; Muscicapidae. Bases 84 to 542 code for a protein of 152 amino acids. Gene Ontology annotation, molecular function: cytidine deaminase activity; zinc ion binding.